Messenger RNA from Elgaria multicarinata webbii, 2441 nucleotides. Its product is annotated as transient receptor potential cation channel subfamily V member 6-like. The transcript is spliced from 15 exons. The record is from RefSeq and is a predicted model, not a curated record. Gene Ontology annotation, cellular component: plasma membrane. Lineage: Eukaryota; Metazoa; Chordata; Lepidosauria; Squamata; Anguidae. Gene Ontology annotation, molecular function: calcium channel activity; protein binding. Gene Ontology annotation, biological process: calcium ion import across plasma membrane. The coding region runs from base 1 to 2187 and encodes 728 amino acids.
AUGGGGCUGCUGCUGCUGCCCGGGGAGCGCGGCGUCCUGCCGGGGCUCUGCUCGGCUCUGCUGCGCCGGCUGCGAGGCGAGAAGUCCUGGGCCAGGAAGCUCGACGAAAUCAACCUCUUGCAGCAGAAGAGGAUCUGGGAAUCUCCUCUCCUCCUGGCUGCAAAGGAAAAUGAUGUCUCCACAAUCCAGAAGCUGCUGGCCAGCCAUAGCUGUGAUCUUCAGGAGAGAGGUGCUGUUGGGGAAACGGCUCUUCAUGUUGCUGCCUUGUACAAUAGUUUGGAAGUUGCUCAGCUCCUUAUGAAUGUAGCUCCAGAACUUGUGAACGAGGCUAUGACAUCAGAGUUAUACACCGGGGAAACAGCUCUUCACAUAGCAGUGGUGAACAAAAACCUGGACCUGGUGAAAGCUUUGCUUGAGAAAGGGGCAGAUAUUAAUGGCCCACGAGCUACCGGCUAUGUCUUCAGGCACAGAAGUGACAAUCUUAUCUAUUUUGGAGAACAUAUUUUAACUUUCGCAGCCUGCGCAGGGAACGAAGCGAUUGUGCGACUGCUCAUUGAACAUGGCGCCAUCAUCCGGGUGCAGGACUCCUUGGGUAACUCCGUCCUCCACAUCUUAGUUCUCCAACCUAACAAAGCAUCUGCAUGUCAAAUGUACAACCUGUUUCUCUCCUUCAACAAAGAGGACAAGGACCUGGACUCGAUUCCCAACAACGAGGGGCUCACUCCAUUUAAGUUGGCUGGCGUUGAGGGCAACACUGUGAUGUUCCAGCAUCUAAUGCAAAGAAGAAAGCACAUCCAAUGGACUUUUGGGCCUUUGACGUCCACCUUAUAUGACCUCACGGAAAUCGAUUCAUGGGGUAAUGAUCAGUCUCUCCUGGAGCUCAUUGUCACCUCCAAAAAAAGAGAGGCACGGCGGAUCCUAGACCUUACCCCUGUGAAUGAGCUGGUAAGCUUGAAGUGGAAUAAAUAUGGAAGGCCGUAUUUCUGUGUCUUGGCCUUAUUCUACGUCCUGUAUAUGAUUUGCUUCACAAUGUGUUGCGUCUACCGGCCUCUGAAAAAACGAAGCUGUAACAAAACGCAUGAAAGGGAUAAUACCAUCUUUGUUCAGAAACUUUUGCAGGAGUCCUACGUAAGUCCCGAAGAUGAUCUCAGACUUGUGGGUGAGCUCAUCACAGUUAUAGGAGCCAUAGUGAUACUUAUUCUGGAGAUUCCAGAUAUCUUUCGUGUUGGAAUCACCAAAUAUUUCGGGCAAACAAUCCUCGGAGGACCUUUCCACGUCAUCAUCAUCACAUAUGCUUGUAUGAUCCUGGUGACCAUGGUGAUGCGUCUCACAAGCACAGAUGGAGAGGUGGUCCCCAUGUCCUGUGCCCUGGUGCUGGGCUGGUGCAACGUCAUGUAUUUCGCUCGAGGGUUUCAGAUGCUGGGGCCCUUCACCAUCAUGAUUCAAAAAAUGAUCUUUGGAGACUUGUUACGAUUCUGCUGGCUAAUGGCGGUGGUGAUCCUUGGGUUUGCCUCUGCAUUUUAUAUCAUCUUCCAAACAGAAGACCCAGAUGAGCUGGGCCAUUUCUAUGACUACCCCAUGGCCCUCUUCAGUACGUUUGAGCUGUUCCUCACCAUCAUCGAUGGGCCUGCCAACUACGAGGUGGACUUGCCUUUUAUGUACGGGGUCACCUACUCUGCCUUCGCUGUCAUUGCCACCCUUCUGAUGCUCAACCUGCUGAUUGCCAUGAUGGGUGAUACCCACUGGCGUGUGGCCCAUGAACGGGACGAGCUUUGGAGAGCGCAGGUUGUUGCCACUACAGUAAUGCUAGAGCGCAAACUCCCACAGUGCCUCUGGCCUCGUUCUGGCAUCCGGGGGCAGGAGUACGGGCUAGGCGACCGGUGGUAUCUCAGGGUUGAAGGUCGGCUCGAAGUCCGGCAGCAAACGUACCAGUUAAGGGCUAAGACAUUUGAGCCCCACCGAAGAGAUGCCUUUGAAAAAUACUUGAAGGUCAAACUGGCAGGGCAGACAGAAGAUGGACAGAUUUACUCAAAGCAGCAGAGGUCCUUCAGCACUCCUUCUGACACACCAAAUGUAUCACGGAGGAGCUCAAGUCGUGGCUGGGACAUCUUACGGCAUAACACACUGGGCCACCUGCAAGGAUACACCAAUCACGCCAUGGAAGAAGAGGAGGUCUACCAUGUGUAAGCAUAGGAACUAUGACCUCUGUGCCCAUGGAUCACACCAGCCUAAAUUCUUUGGCACGGAUUCUUGUGAAAUGACUGUUGAUGGUUUGGAACUUUUACUGUUGGAAGACUCAGGAAACAUUUUUUGUUAUAGAAGUGCAAGCAAGUACACCAAAGUUGUAGCAUUGCCACAAGUCUAAGGAAUUUUGUGGGGGAUGGCUGGGGUGGUGGCAUCCUCUUUGAUUUCAGAACCUCCCAUAGGUGUUUUUAAAUCUU